ACACUUUUUUACCACAUUCAUGAUAAAAGUCCCUCGUCCUCACUUACAUGGGAAAAUCGUUUGAAGAUAGCAGGAGAAACUGCAGGUGCACUUGCAUACUUACACUCUGAAGCUUCUAUGCCAAUUAUUCAUAGAGAUGUAAAAACUGCAAAUAUACUUCUAGAUGAUAAACUCAUUGCAAAAGUGGCUGACUUCGGAGCUUCAAGGCAAAUUUCUCUUGAUCAAACAAAAGUAACCACUUUAGUUCAGGGAACUUUUGGGUACUUGGACCCAGAGUAUUUUCAUACUGGCCAACUAACAGAGAAAAGUGAUGUCUACAGCUUUGGUGUUGUUUUGGCAGAGCUAUUGACAGGUAGGAAGGUAAUUUUUUCCGAUGAGACAGGAAGUGAUAGAAAUCUUUCUAUGUCAUUUGUUUCUACAGUGAAAGAGGAUCGCCUGUUGCAAAUUCUUGACGAUCACAUUAUAAACGAGGACAAUAUUGAGGACCUAAGGGAAGUGGCUAUUCUUGUAAAGAGGUGCUUAAGUGUAAGAGGAGAGGAUAGACCCUCUAUGAAGGAAGUUGCAAUGGAGCUGGAGGGUUUGAGAAUUAUGAAAAAGCGUCGACGGGAAAAGGCCGAUCUCUAUGCAGAAGAGACUGAGUACUUGCUCACUGAACCAAAACACUAUUUUAGCAUUGAUGUUGGCACUGGCACAGAUUGUUCUUCUACCGACACAACUACUGGGUACGAUAGCAUAAGAAACCAUCCAUUGCAACCACCGGAUGAUGGCAGAUAGUAUAGCUGAGACAAAAGAUCAUUUAGUAAAUGUGUUGUUAGUGUGUAAGAUGCCAUGUGUCUGUGCACCUACUACCUAGCUGUUAUAUAAAAAUAUGUGUUACCUGC
This is a messenger RNA of Corylus avellana, 881 nucleotides long. NCBI's taxonomy places the organism in Eukaryota, Viridiplantae, Streptophyta, Magnoliopsida, Fagales, Betulaceae. The record is from RefSeq and is a predicted model, not a curated record.